UUGACAGAUUGGUUGUUAAAUUGACGCAAACAAGGAGGGACUAGUGGGAGUCGAAACGAUAAUACGCUUCAUAAUGCUACGCGUUUGACGAUAAUAUAUGUAGUUAUAUAUUAUUUUUUAUACAUAAUAAACCUCAGUUGUUUUAAUUUGUUGUUCCUUUGUGUGACAGGUAAGAUAGGACGCGUUGAAUCAGCAGCGUCAUAAUCAAUUGAUGCAUAUCAUCUGACACUGUUUCUAAUGUAUAGAAACAAGAUGCUUUGGCAUAUUACGUUCGUAAUCCUAUCUUUCUUAUUUACUGCAUCUGCUACUGUGAUACAUUAUCAACCAGAAGCCGUGCAUCUUUCCUAUGGUGAUAACAUUCACAACAUUGUUGUCACUUGGAGCACAAAAAAUGAUACAAAAGAGUCAAUAGUGGAGUAUGGUAUAGGUGGCUUUAUUCUGCGAGCUGAAGGAAAUUCUACUCUCUUCGUUGAUGGUGGUGAAAAGAAACGAAAACAAUAUAUCCACAGAGUGUUGCUAAAGGAUUUAACGCCCAACAGCAAAUACAUAUAUCAUUGUGGUAGCCGUUAUGGAUGGUCAAAUGUAUUUUAUAUGAGAACUACACCUGAGGACUCUGCAGAUUGGUCGCCACAAAUAGUUAUCUUUGGUGAUAUGGGUAAUGAAAAUGCACAGAGUUUGUCACGAUUGCAAGAAGAAACAGAGCGUGGUUUAUAUGACACUGCCAUUCAUGUUGGUGAUUUCGCUUAUGACAUGAAUACAGAAGACGCAAGUGUAGGAGAUGAGUUUAUGCGGCAAAUUGAAUCCGUUGCCGCUUAUAUACCAUACAUGACUGUACCUGGCAAUCACGAAGAAAAAUAUAAUUUUAGCAAUUAUAGAGCUCGAUUUACUAUGCCAGGUGAUUCAGAAGGCUUGUGGUAUAGCUUUAAUAUAGGUCCUGUACAUUUUGUAGCUAUUGAAACUGAAGCUUAUUAUUUUAUGAAUUAUGGUUUAAAACAAAUGGUUAAACAAUAUGAAUGGUUGGAUAAAGACUUACGAGAAGCUAAUAAACCUGAAGCAAGAGCUCAACGUCCAUGGAUAGUUACAUUUGGACAUAGACCAAUGUAUUGCAGUAAUAAAAAUGCAGACGAUUGUACUAACCAUCAAAGUCUAGUUAGAGUUGGAUUGCCAUUUUUAAAUUGGUUUGGAUUGGAAGAUCUGUUUUUCAAAAAUAAAGUAGAUUUAGAAAUCUGGGCGCACGAACAUAGUUACGAAAGGCUGUGGCCUAUGUAUAACUUUCGAGUGUACAAUGGUAGUUACGAAGAACCAUAUACAAAUUACAAAGCGCCUGUACAUAUAGUUACUGGAUCAGCUGGUUGUAAAGAAGGUCGAGAGAAAUUUAUUUCAAAUCCACCGGCAUGGUCCGCAUUUCGUAGUUCAGAUUAUGGAUAUACAAGAAUGAAGGCAUUCAACAAAACCCAUUUAUAUCUAGAACAGGUAUCCGAUGAUAAGGAUGGUGCUGUUUUAGACAGAGUUUGGCUCGUUAAAGAGAAACCUUUACCACAGUAUGUAGAAGCUUUUCCUAUAAAUUAAUGUAACAAUAAUUUUAAUUAGCGCCAUACUACAAACCAAAGUAGCGACGUUAAAAAGAGACAUUUAUCGAAUUAUACUUUUAUAGUAAAUAAGAAAUUUCUUUUACUUCGGCUGUGUAUUAUACGUAUAAUUGUAAUUCGAAUUUGGUACACAUUUUAGCGGUCAUACUAUGGUCGAAAUGUAUACAUAAACAAUAAAAUACGUGAUAUUUACGUAUG
This is a messenger RNA of Trachymyrmex cornetzi, 1787 nucleotides long. RefSeq names its product acid phosphatase type 7. The record is from RefSeq and is a predicted model, not a curated record. Lineage: Eukaryota; Metazoa; Arthropoda; Insecta; Hymenoptera; Formicidae. The coding region runs from base 238 to 1569 and encodes 443 amino acids. The transcript has 8 exons. Gene Ontology annotation, molecular function: metal ion binding; acid phosphatase activity.